UCGCUCCUUCCAUUUCUGUGUUGGUUUCGUGAUUUCUUCCACCUUCUAUGCCCUUCUCCUCUUCUCUCGAGCGACACGUUGAAAGCCAGUGCCUCCUCCCACAGCCCCACCACCUCCCUGCCUAUCCACUUCAGAAUCGGAUGAUUCGUCAGUUGCUCACUCGCACAAAAACAAAGACCCAUAUAUUUCGCAUGUAUAAAUAAGUCCGAAAGAAGAAGAAGGGCAGAGUAGGAUCUAGAGAGUAGUUGGGGGAGGAUCCAGGGGAGUGCACCGCCUGCCUAGCUCCAUGGCCGACAAGGAGGGCAACCUCGACGCCGUCCUCAAGGAGGCCGUCGACCUGGAGCACAUCCCAAUAGAUGAAGUGUUUGAGAACCUGCGAUGCAGCCAUGAGGGGCUCACUUCCGAGCAGGCGCAGCAGCGCCUGCAAAUCUUUGGUCCGAACAAGCUCGAGGAGAAGGAGGAGAGCAAGUUCCUCAAGUUCUUGGGUUUCAUGUGGAAUCCACUGUCAUGGGUCAUGGAGGCUGCAGCUAUCAUGGCCAUUGCAUUGGCGAAUGGAGGGGGGAAGCCACCAGAUUGGCAGGACUUUGUCGGUAUCAUCACGCUGCUACUUAUAAACUCUACUAUAAGUUUCAUUGAGGAAAACAAUGCCGGCAAUGCUGCUGCCGCACUUAUGGCCCGUCUUGCACCAAAAGCCAAGGUUCUCCGUGAUGGUCGUUGGACGGAGGAGGAGGCAGCCGUCCUUGUGCCUGGGGACAUCAUCAGCAUCAAACUUGGAGAUAUCAUUCCUGCAGAUGCCCGCCUCCUAGGCGGAGAUCCUCUGAAGAUUGAUCAGUCUGCCCUGACUGGAGAAUCACUGCCAGCCACCAAAGGUCCUGGUGAUGGCAUCUACUCUGGUUCAACAGUCAAGCAGGGCGAGAUUGAGGCUGUUGUCAUAGCAACCGGUGUGCACACUUUCUUUGGAAAGGCUGCCCACCUUGUUGACUCCACCAACCAAGUUGGCCAUUUCCAACAGGUCCUGACAGCCAUCGGGAACUUUUGUAUUUGCUCAAUUGCUGUGGGAAUGCUUAUUGAGAUCAUUGUCAUGUACCCAAUUCAACACAGGGCAUACCGUCCUGGGAUUGACAACCUUUUGGUGCUUCUCAUUGGAGGCAUUCCCAUAGCGAUGCCCACAGUCUUAUCGGUCACCAUGGCAAUUGGGUCCCAUCGCUUGUCUCAACAGGGAGCUAUAACAAAGAGAAUGACUGCAAUUGAAGAGAUGGCUGGCAUGGAUGUUCUUUGCAGUGAUAAAACUGGAACCCUGACUUUAAAUAAGCUCAGUGUGGACAAGAACCUAAUCGAGGUUUUUGAAAAAGGAGUGACUCAGGACCAAGUAAUUCUGAUGGCUGCUAGAGCAUCCCGGAUAGAAAAUCAAGAUGCUAUUGAUACGGCAAUAGUUGGGAUGCUAGGUGAUCCAAAAGAGGCUCGUGCUGGUAUCGAAGAGGUUCAUUUCCUGCCAUUCAACCCUACGGACAAAAGAACUGCAUUGACAUACAUUGAUGGUGAUGGAAAGAUGUACCGUGUUAGCAAGGGUGCACCAGAGCAGAUUCUCAACCUUGCCCAUAACAAGUCAGAGAUCGAGCGAAAAGUGCAUUCUGUAAUUGACAAGUUUGCAGAACGUGGACUUCGAUCACUUGGUAUAGCAUAUCAGGACGUGCCAGAUGGAAGGAAAGAGAGUCCAGGUAGUCCAUGGCAUUUUGUUGCUCUCUUGCCACUCUUUGAUCCACCAAGGCACGAUAGUGCGGAAACAAUUCAAAGGGCACUUAACCUUGGUGUAAAUGUGAAGAUGAUCACAGGUGACCAGCUAGCGAUUGGGAAGGAAACAGGACGUCGUCUAGGAAUGGGUACAAACAUGUACCCUUCAUCUGCUUUGUUGGGGCAGAACAAGGAUGAGUCAAUUGCUGAUUUACCAGUUGAUGAUCUAAUUGAGAAAGCUGAUGGUUUUGCUGGUGUAUUCCCAGAGCACAAAUAUGAGAUCGUGAAACGCCUGCAAGCACGGAAGCACAUAUGUGGAAUGACUGGUGAUGGUGUAAAUGAUGCACCAGCUCUAAAGAAAGCUGAUAUUGGUAUAGCAGUUGCUGAUGCGACAGAUGCUGCAAGGAGUGCUUCUGAUAUCGUACUCACAGAACCUGGUCUAAGUGUCAUCAUAAGUGCUGUCCUUACUAGUCGAGCAAUUUUCCAGCGGAUGAAGAACUACACCAUAUAUGCUGUUUCAAUUACAAUACGUAUUGUGCUUGGGUUUAUGCUACUUGCCCUCAUAUGGGAGUUUGACUUCCCGCCAUUUAUGGUCCUGAUCAUAGCAAUUCUGAAUGAUGGUACCAUAAUGACCAUAUCCAAGGAUCUAGUAAAACCAUCUCCACUACCAGACAGCUGGAAGUUGGCUGAAAUCUUCACAACUGGGGUGGUGCUUGGUGGAUACUUGGCAAUGAUGACUGUCAUUUUCUUCUGGGCUGCCUAUAAGACCAACUUUUUCCCUAGGAUCUUUCAUGUCAAAAGCUUGGAGAAGACAGCUCAAGAUGACUUCCAAAUGCUUGCCUCUGCUGUAUAUCUUCAAGUCAGCACCAUCAGCCAAGCUCUUAUCUUUGUCACAAGGUCGCGAAGCUGGUCAUUUCUCGAACGCCCUGGCUUUCUACUGGUCUUCGCUUUCUUGGUUGCACAGCUGAUAGCUACACUAAUAGCUGUAUAUGCUGAUUGGGGAUUCACUUCAAUCAAAGGCAUUGGAUGGGGCUGGGCUGGUAUUGUGUGGCUCUACAACCUUGUCUUUUACUUCCCACUCGAUAUCCUCAAGUUCCUCACGCGAUAUGCUCUGAGUGGGAAAGCAUGGGAUCUUGUCAUUGACCAAAGAGUCGCAUUUACAAGGAAGAAGCACUUCGGUAGGGAAGAAAGGGAGCUCAAGUGGGCACAUGCACAGAGGACACUCCAUGGGUUGCAGCCACCGGAUGCCAAGCUGUUCCCCGAGAAGGCAGGCUACAACGAGCUGAAUCAGAUGGCCGAAGAGGCAAAACGAAGAGCUGAAAUUGCCAGGCUCAGGGAGCUUCACACACUUAAGGGGCACGUAGAGUCGGUUGUGAAGCUGAAGGGCCUGGACAUUGACACCAUUCAGCAAUCUUACACCGUGUGAUCGAUUCAGUUAUCCUUAAGAGAGAGUAUAUCCUUGAUGCAUAGGAAUAAAACUGUACUU
Messenger RNA from Lolium rigidum, 3217 nucleotides. Its product is annotated as plasma membrane ATPase 1. Gene Ontology annotation, cellular component: plasma membrane. NCBI's taxonomy places the organism in Eukaryota, Viridiplantae, Streptophyta, Magnoliopsida, Poales, Poaceae. Gene Ontology annotation, molecular function: ATP binding; ATP hydrolysis activity; P-type proton-exporting transporter activity. Gene Ontology annotation, biological process: proton export across plasma membrane; regulation of intracellular pH. Bases 287 to 3157 code for a protein of 956 amino acids. The record is from RefSeq and is a predicted model, not a curated record. The transcript is spliced from 21 exons.